Molecule: messenger RNA, 3520 nt
Organism: Alosa alosa (allis shad)
Lineage: Eukaryota; Metazoa; Chordata; Actinopteri; Clupeiformes; Clupeidae
Product: mucin-5AC-like
Exons: 19
Coding region: 274-2253 (659 amino acids)
Biological process (GO): proteolysis
Molecular function (GO): serine-type endopeptidase activity
Source: RefSeq, a predicted model, not a curated record
CACACACACACACACACACACACACACACACACACACAAAUACAAACACAUGCAGAGAAUCACACACUUCUAUACACAGUGAUGUGAAAGGAAUAUGGCUGCACUUCCUUGAGUGGGCAUGACUCACCUGUCAGGCACAGACUACACCUGUCACAAUCAAUCACUUCUCUCACACACACACACACACACACCUGAACAAUCACUUCUCAGUCUAAAACGUCUGAAGAGGAACAAACAGCAGACACACAAGAGAAGGAUAAUUAAACUGCCGGAAUGCUUCUCAGGAAACGACUCGGGCCGCUGUUGUUGACAGUUUAUCUGACACUUUUCUCUGCCUGCGGUUGCCUUGGACAGCUGAAUGUGUGUGGUCAGGACGCUCCUGCAGGAAAUUGGCCCUGGCAGGCCAGUCUGCACUUUGUUAUCUCUGGAGUCCCUAGCUCCUUCCUUUGUGGAGGGUCCCUCAUCAAUGACCAGUGGGUGCUCUCAGCUGCAAACUGUUUUAGCAGUGUAUCAUCAAGUGAUCUCGAGGUGUAUCUGGGUCGGCAGAACCAGGAGGGCAGUAACCCGAACGAAGUGAAAAGGACGGUGAGCCGGAUCAUCACUCAUCCCAGUUUCCACCCUGUCACCCGUGACAACGACAUCGCUCUGCUUCGUCUGAGUGCCCCAGUCACCUUUACCAACUUCAUCAGCCCUGUGUGUCUGGCUGCCAGUGGGAGUGUUUUCCUCAACGGGGUUGACAGCUGGGUCACUGGCUGGGGAGAAAUCGCUGAAGGAGAACCCCUUCCAUCUCCUGGCACUUUAAAGGAAGUGGAGGUGGCUGUGAUUGAGAACACCCACUGCCAGUCUUUGUAUGAAGCCGUGCCAUUCAAUGUCACAGACAACAUGAUCUGUGCUGGCAAACUUGCAGGAGGCAAAGACUCGUGUAAGGGAGACUCAGGAGGUCCACUGGUGAGCCAACAGGACUCUGUGUGGGUCCAGUCUGGUAUUGUUUCUUUAGAAGGUUGUGCUCAACCCAAUCCUACUGGAGUCUACACCAGGGUGUCCCGUUAUGAGAGCUGGAUCAACUCUGAGAUCAGCACUAAUCAACCAGGCUUUGUCCUGUUCACUGUCAAUUCCACUGUUCCCUCUCCUAGUGCAUCUAAAGCCCCAGAGCCCACCAGUACGUCUAUACCUCAUGAACUCAUCAAGCCCUCAGCAUUCACUCCUGCGGUCACCAACCUUCCUGCUCUGUCUUCAGCACCAGUACCCACCAGCACAUCUGCACCUCAGGAACUCAUCAAGCCCUCAGCGUUCACUCCUGCGGUCACCAACCUUCCUGCUCUGUCUUCAGCACCAGUACCCACCAGCACAUCUGCACCUCAGGGAAAAGUCUGUUUAUCUGACAGAAUCAACGAGAUUGCUAUUCCCGUAGUGACUGUAACAACUUCAAUCACUUGCAACAAUAGUAUUGUACAUCUGAUUGCUAAGGCGUCCCGUGAGCUGCUCACAGACCCAUCAUUUGAUCAAAUAAAUCCAAAUGAUGUAGAACUCAUAUGUGCAACAAGCAACACGCUGAAAGUGAGUGAAUGGUUUAAGGUGAUAAUACCUGGCCAACUCUGUUUCCCAGACAACACCAUUGUUAUGAGGACCAUCGAAGCAACCAGAAACCAGAAGGCCAUGCCUACCAUUACCAUAGAGAGAACAUCCAAUGCCGUGGUGACAUUUGAAACAGACUUAGAAUUUGUGGACUGUGCAACUAGAAGAGGACAUAUUAUUAAAGUGAUAAACAACAUCUCCGUUGAGCAAUAUGGAGUUGUCUAUAGAAGAACACUUGUUAUUUGCAGAAAACCAGAGAGCGGAAGGACUAAAAGAGAGGUCACCGUGGGGUCAGUGAUGGAGUUGCAGCAAGCGUUCGACAUCGACUCCACAUCCAACUCCUCCUCCAACUCCAACUCCUCCUCCAGGGCCUCCACUCCAACUUUCCCCACAACAGAUGAAAUCGUGGCCGUGCUGAGGACGGCUGCACAACAACUGAACUUCACACUGAACGAGACAUCCAUCAAUUUCACAAGAGCAGCCCGGCAGAGCCCUGGAACGACGCCUUCUGUAACAUCUGGAAUGACUACAAACGUUAUGCCAGUUCAGACGACUACAUUUCAGGCCAAUGCAAAUCAGAACACUACAAGUGGGUCUCCGGGUCUCUGGAGUGCGUUCAGUUGCCUAGCGAUGGUGCUGUUCUCCCUGCAGCUAAUGGUGCAGUGGUUGGCUCUGUGACCUGCCAAUCAACUCUGCAACCAAUCAGGAAUCACACUGCAAGGCAUUCCUUUCCAGCUCUUCCCGGUUCCUUCCCAGCUUCCUGAAGAUUAUUUCCAUGAUUGGUUGUUGACUAUAAAAUACACACAUCGCAUCAGGGACAAGAGUUAAAAAUCAAAAUGUUUUGCAUCAUUUUGCUAUGAUUUCCUGACAUGUUUGGUCAAUGUUUGGCAUUGUCUUGGUGGUUUUCUCUCAUUUGAUGGGUGUUUCAGAGGUGCUCUUCUGUCAACAUUGACACCUGGAGCUCAGCAUUUAUGUCUAAUACUAUUUACAGAUUAAAGAUAAGAAUGAAAAGUAUGAUUUACUUAAUGCCAUUUAAAUUUUCUUUAACAUGUUAUGUUAUUUGAGUAUAUAGUUGUUUGAUAUAACAUAUUGAUAUAACAUAUUGAUAUAACAUAUGAAACCUGUUUUUUAUCUUCCUCUCUUUGUGUUUAUCUAACAGUCUUAAUGCACAGCUCCUAUGUAUCAUGUUUUCUGUGUGACAUUAAUGAAUAGUAAUAUAAAGCUGUUAGCUGUUAACAAACUGUGUGUGGUUAAUUUUCUAGAUGGAAAAUAUUUUAAAAGUGGUGUAUGUGUGGUUAUUAUGUAGAGCCAGACACCGUGUAAUGUUAGAUAGUUAGACGGACAUGGUGAAAUGUUAUGCAUAUGGACAAUUCCACCCAAAAUGGUCCCGUCCAUAACGCCAACUAAAUGCCAUGGUAUUUGUAUGAUGCGAAUGAUUAUGUGAAAAGUGUUUCAUGUAAGUUCCACAACCAAGAAGAGUGAAUGCUCAGAUUUCAAGUAAUCAUCAUUCACAUCAUACCGUACCAUGGCAUUGUGUUGGUGUAAUGGGCAUGACAGUUUUGUGUGGAAUUGCCCAUUUAUAUAUCGUAGUAUAAACAGGUUGGGGCGUCAGAUUGGGGGUAAAAUUGGCAUCUCACCUCAAGGGGGUCUAUAUAUUCUUCACCACACCUCUCUGUACUGUACAUGUUGCUAAUACAUUGUUCAUACCGCUUAGCCAUAUCUAUUCUGCUUUUAUAAGGAUUUUAUUAACUACAUAUUUAAUAAGGUACAUUAUUUAUUACUGUAAACCACUUUCUUAACUGUAUACUACUGUCUACACUGCACUAUAUGUGUAUACUGUUCAUACUGCACUUUUCUGCUUUUUUGCUCUUCUGGUAAGAAGCAUUUCAUUGUCUGUACUUGUAUUAUGUACAAUGAUAAUAAAGUUGAAUCUAAUCUAAUCAAA